CCUGAGAAAGCACUCAGGCUUCCGUAGAACGUAGCGCGUGCGCACUGCUCGUUUAUGCGGACGUGUUGUGGUGUUCAGCAUAGUGAAAGUUGUAAUUUGUGUACUUCGAUGACACAAUGAAAAGCAGAUUCAAUACAGUGGACAUUAGGGCAGUGAUUGCCGAGCUCAAUGUCAACUAUGUGGGGAUGCGAGUGUACAACGUCUACGACAUUGACAGCAAGACCUACCUCAUUCGCCUACAGAAGCCGGACAGUAAAGUCGUCUUGUUGAUCGAGUCGGGCAUACGGAUUCACUCCACAGACUUUGAGUGGCCCAAAAAUGUCAUGCCCUCUGGUUUUGCUAUGAAAUGCAGGAAACACCUGAAGUCCAGGAGACUGGUACAUAUAAAACAACUAGGUGUGGACAGGAUUGUGGACAUUCAGUUUGGCUCUGAAGAGGCUGCGUACCACCUUAUAGUUGAGUUGUAUGACAGGGGGAACAUAAUCCUGACAGAUCAUGAGUAUACCAUACUGAACCUGCUGCGCUUUCGUACCGCUGAGGCAGAGGAUGUGAAAAUUGCAGUGAGAGAAAGAUACCCCAUAGAGAAUGCCAGGCCUUCUGAACCCCUUAUCAGCCUGGAGAGGCUUAAAGAUAUUUUAUCCAAAGCUCAGAGUGGAGAGCAAAUAAAAAAGAUUCUAAAUCCCCACCUUCCAUAUGGAGGUACUCUAAUUGAACACUGCCUUAUAGAAGUUGGUUUUCCUGGUCUUUUGAAAAUGGACUGUCAAUUUAACAUGACAGAAGCUGGACCAAAACUUAUGGAGGCUUUGCAGAUGGCAGAGAGCUAUAUGGAGAAAGCAGCAAACUUUAACGGAAAGGGUUACAUCAUUCAGAAAACUGAAAAAAAGCCAAGCAUGACUCCAGACAAACCACAUGAAGAGUUGCUCACGUACGAAGAAUUUCACCCAUUUUUAUUUACCCAACACUCAAAGAGCCCAUAUGUUGAAUUUGAGUCUUUUGAUAAGGCUAUCGAUGAGUUUUUCUCCAAGAUGGAGAGUCAGAAGAUUGAUAUGAAAGCACUUCAGCAGGAGAAACAAGCCCUGAAAAAGCUUGAGAAUGUGAGAAAGGAUCAUGAGCAAAGGUUGGAGGCUCUACAUCAGGCCCAGGAGGUGGACCGUUUGAAGGGUGAGUUGUUGGAAAUGAAUCUCCCCAUUGUAGAGCGAGCUAUUCAGGUGGUGCGCAGUGCUCUGGCUAAUCAGGUGGACUGGGCUGAGAUCAGCUUAAUUGUCAAAGAAGCUCAAGCAGCUGGAGAUCCCGUGGCAUGUGCAAUUAAAGAGCUGAAACUACAAACCAACCAUAUCACUAUGCUACUGAAGAAUCCAUAUAUUGGCCCAGAGGAAAGAGAGGAACAGGAAGAAGUUUCAGAAGAUACUAAAGAAGGCUCUGAGCAGCCAAAGGGGAAGAAAAAUAAGAAUAAAGACAAAGGACAGAAGGGCAAGAUCCAGAAGAAUAAACCCAUACUGGUGGACGUGGACCUUGGUUUAUCUGCUUAUGCCAAUUCAAAAAAAUAUUAUGACCACAAGCGGAAUGCUGCCAAAAAGGAGCAGAAAACAGUUGAGGCAGCAGAGAAGGCCUUUAAGUCUGCUGAGAAAAAGACCAAGCAAACCCUUAAAGAAGUCCAGACAGUGACAACAAUUCAGAAAGCCAGAAAAGUCUUCUGGUUUGAAAAGUUCCUGUGGUUUAUUAGCUCAGAGAACUAUCUCAUCAUUGCUGGGCGGGACCAGCAGCAGAAUGAGAUGAUAGUUAAACGUUACCUGCGACCAGGGGACAUCUACGUCCAUGCUGAUCUUCAUGGAGCCACAAGCUGUGUUAUCAAGAAUCCAUCUGGUGAGCUUGUUCCCCCACGCACACUAACCGAGGCUGGAACAAUGGCUGUGUGCUACAGUGCUGCUUGGGAUGCCAAAGUGAUCACCAGUGCUUGGUGGGUCCAUCAUAACCAGGUAUCCAAAACUGCACCAACAGGAGAGUACUUGACAACAGGAAGUUUCAUGAUUAGAGGGAAGAAGAAUUUCUUACCCCCCUCGUAUCUUAUUAUGGGAUUUGGUUUUCUCUUCAAAGUGGAUGAGCAGUGUGUGUUUAGACACCGGGGAGAGAGGAAGGUUAAAACUCUGGAGGAAGACGUGGAAGACAUGAGCUCUAGUACUGCAGAGCUUUUAGAGGAGGGAGAGGAGCUGUUGGGAGAAGAUAGUGCAAAUGAAGGAGAGGCUGAGGGAGAAGACAUGUCAGAAGAGGAUGGCAGAAUGGAAGAAGGACAAGAUGAAGAUGUACUACAAAGAGUGGAAGCAGAAGAGAAAAUGGAAGCUAAUGAGGAGCAGUCAGCUGAAAUCCAACUUGAGACACUGAAGCAGGAGGAGGGGAAGAAGGAGGUGUGUGAACAGAAAGGAGAAAAGGGGAUUGAUGAUGAGACUAAGAGUGAGGAGGAGAGUACUGACAUCAGUUUUCCAGACACCACAAUCCUGCUCACACACCUUCAGUCUAACAGGGGAAUCACCAAUGCUGGUUUCAAACAAGAAGUUUCAACACGGGACAACACAGUGCUACAAGGCAAAAAGUACAUGAGUGCAAAGCAGAGAAGGGAUAUGAAGAAGAAGCAGAAACAGGGAAGCAGUGAACAUCCGGAAGAAUCUGAGAUGAAAAAAGAGGAGAGCCAAAGUUCUUCUGCAACUAAUCAGAGUUCUAAGAGUGGAGGAACUGCUCAGCCUCUGAAGAGAGGACAAAAGAACAAGCUGAAGAAAAUCAAGGACAAAUACAAAGACCAAGAUGAGGAGGAUCGAGAGCUAAUGAUGAAGCUACUUGGGUCUGCAGGCUCCAAUAAAGAAGAGAAAGGGAAGAAAGGAAAGAAGGGAAAAGAGGAGCCCGUGAAGCUAGCACCUCAGAAAUCUGCUCAAAAGCCAAGAGUUCCAGCGAUUGUAGUGAAGAAAGCUGAACAGCCUGGGGCUGAAAUCAGUCAAGCAGGACAAUACAGCACAGAACAGGAUGACAAGGAUCCUGAUGAUUUGGAUCAGGAGACUCCUGCAGCAGAGGAAUAUGAAAAUUUUCUUGACUGUCUCACUGGUCAGCCACAUCCAGACGAUGUGCUUCUGUUUGCAGUGCCUGUGUGUGCACCUUACACAGCUCUCUCCAAUUACAAGCACAAAGUGAAACUGACUCCUGGGACACAGAAGAAAGGAAAAGCUGCCCGAACUGCUGUGUUCAGCUUCAUGCAUGCUAAAGAAGCCAGUGCCAGAGAGAAAGACCUGUUUCGCAGCGUUAAGGACACUGACCUAUCAAGAAACAUGCCUGGCAAAGUCAAAGUAUCUGCUCCAAACCUUUUGGCAGCAAAGAAGAAGUAAACUUAUGGAAUACUGGCUUUGGUUGCAGACAAUAUGGGGGGUGCUCCAAAAAUGUUUUCUUAUAUUAGUUAUUUGUUUAGCAUAAAGUGCUUCUGCUACAUAUUUAUCCAGUCCCACUGAUUUUUGAGAGAUUUGUGAAAAAAAAUAUAAAGAACACUGUUGACAGCUUUAAAAAGGCAUUGUUCAAUUUAGUUAUUUUUCUGUUCAAGACCAAAAUAUUUAGAGAAAAAUGGCCACAUUGUCUACUUGAUAUACUGGCCACACUGAUAAAAUGGCCACAUUGUCUACUUGAUACUUGAAAACUUCUGGCAAAACAGACCACAUCAGCAACAGUUUUUCAUGUUUCUUUCAUGUUUUCAUAUAAAAAUUCUAAGAAUUAUUAAAGCAAAGUAUGUCCUCUCAAACACAUGCACAAAAAGUGACGAUGAAAUUAAGGCUUAUGUACUUUGUAAACUUCUUGUGUACAGUGUAUAGCAAGUCCUAUUCAUCUGCAUGAUGAAAGCAAUGUGUAAAAUAAUACUCCUUCCUGACUGGUAUUUCUAUUGAAAAUUGUAGUAAUAAAUCAAAGAGACUGGACAUGCCAAGAUGUUCUGCUGUUAGAUGAGAGGUGAAAUCGUUUGAAGUUAACAUGUACAGCCACAUUAGAUAAUCAAAGGAACCAGAGUGAAAUCAACCCUCAUUAAAACAACAUACAUUAAGAACAUUAUUUGAAUGACACGGAACACAUGUACACAGUUAUGUAGAAUAUUAAAAAUGCAAGUGAAGUUUAGCAGGCUAUAUAUUUUACAUACAGGUUUUUAAUGGAUGGCAAUAAUGAAUGUUAAUUGUAUGAGUCCUUAUAUAUCAAAUAAAUGAGAACAUUUUCCUUAUACAUAAUUUGUAUCCAAUACAAAUACAAGUAACUGAGUGGAUGACAUGUCUAGUAUUAGUAAUAAUGAAUUAGCAUGCUUCUGAUUGCUUGUUUAGUGGAAUGAGAGAUGAUGGUUAAAAAAAAAAAAAAAUCAGCAGAAGAACUGGAUGCUCAGGAGUGAUAUCACAGCAUCACUAAACCAUGUAAAAUCAUACAUUUUAUUUAGAAUAUACAGGGUUUACCGAACAACCACCAUACAAGCUUUGAUUUUGGACUAGAAGGGGCCUUUAACCUCCAAACAGCAUCUGUAUCUCUGUCUCAGCAUUCUUCAAACAAGCCUCUUUCGAGUUAAGCACAGGAGCACUGGAGUUGUGCCACAGAUUCCCAAUAUUGCGCUUAGCUUACUGAAAUGUGUAUGUAUGUGGUUCUAGGAUCCUCCAGUAUUGGUUGAACCGAAUCUCUGUUGGAGGCUGUGUAGGAGAUGUUUGGGCAAGCAGUCAAACAUGCUCUCAAGCUGAUGUCUGUGCUGCAUAAUAACCUCUGUACAGCACCUAUGCAUAAACACACACACACACACACACACAAAAAUCUCUGGCCACUGAGUAAUAUGACUGCAUUAUGUAACAGCCUGAACUAAAUACUCACCUAAGCAGGGACUUUGGCUGAACUGUGAAAAUUAGUAGCUCAUUGCUAUGGGACUGUUGAGGAGAGAAAAACAAAAUUUGUCAUGGUUGAGAAUCCAUGUGUGAAAUAGAAAAAAUAUGCAAAUGAGAUGUUUAAAACAGUUUUUGGCUUUAAAGCAAUAAAUAUUACAAAAACGU
Messenger RNA from Pangasianodon hypophthalmus (striped catfish), 5039 nucleotides. Its product is annotated as ribosome quality control complex subunit NEMF. Gene Ontology annotation, molecular function: ribosomal large subunit binding; tRNA binding. The transcript has 32 exons. The record is from RefSeq and is a predicted model, not a curated record. Gene Ontology annotation, cellular component: RQC complex. The coding region runs from base 117 to 3368 and encodes 1083 amino acids. NCBI's taxonomy places the organism in Eukaryota, Metazoa, Chordata, Actinopteri, Siluriformes, Pangasiidae. Gene Ontology annotation, biological process: rescue of stalled cytosolic ribosome; ribosome-associated ubiquitin-dependent protein catabolic process.